Molecule: messenger RNA, 977 nt
Organism: Sorghum bicolor (sorghum)
Lineage: Eukaryota; Viridiplantae; Streptophyta; Magnoliopsida; Poales; Poaceae
Product: protein HEADING DATE 3A
Exons: 5
Coding region: 87-626 (179 amino acids)
Biological process (GO): regulation of timing of transition from vegetative to reproductive phase; regulation of flower development; vegetative to reproductive phase transition of meristem
Source: RefSeq, a predicted model, not a curated record
AACACCAACAACCAGUAGCUGGCCGGUGCAAGUUUCCUGCAGCCAAGUACAUAUAUAUACAACUAAUUAGGGGAUUGGACGACGACAUGGCCGGCAGCGGCAGGGAAAGGGAGACGCUGGUGGUUGGUAGGGUGGUGGGCGACGUGCUGGACCCCUUCGUCCGGACCACCAACCUCAGGGUCAGCUACGGCACCAGGACCGUAUCCAACGGCUGCGAGCUCAAGCCGUCCAUGGUGGUGAACCAGCCCAGGGUCGAGGUCGGGGGACCCGACAUGAGGACCUUCUACACCCUCGUGAUGGUCGACCCGGAUGCUCCGAGCCCAAGCGACCCAAAUCUUAGGGAGUAUCUGCACUGGCUUGUCACGGAUAUUCCAGGAACCACUGGGGCAGCAUUUGGGCAAGAGGUGAUCUGCUACGAGAGCCCUCGGCCGACCAUGGGGAUCCACCGCUUCGUGCUGGUGCUGUUCCAGCAGCUGGGGCGUCAGACGGUGUACGCCCCGGGGUGGCGCCAGAACUUCAACACCAGGGACUUCGCCGAGCUCUACAACCUGGGCCCUCCCGUCGCCGCCGUCUACUUCAACUGCCAGCGUGAGGCCGGAUCUGGGGGAAGGAGGAUGUACUCAUGAAUCACACAUGCCACUAACGUACUCGAUCCAUGAGACAUGCAUGCAUAUAUGAGAGCAACAUAUACAUCCAUCCCAGUGACAGAAAAUAAGCACACACUGCUACUACUAGCUAUAUAUAUACUUGCUUGCUACUGCUAGCAGCACUGGCCAGGCAGCAUGCAUAUAUAUGCGCUAUACUUGCUUGGCAAUACUACAUAUCAUAUGCAGGCAUAUGUAUAUUGCUAGCCGUAUUGUAUGCUUCUAUAUAGGCGUCACUUAUGUGUGUGUAUAUAUAUACAUAUGAUAUGUAGGUGCACAAGCAUGCAUAAAUGUGUAUGUAUCAUAUGUUGGAUAUUUAGUCAUUUUACACCA